Messenger RNA from Fragaria vesca subsp. vesca, 1156 nucleotides. RefSeq lists its product as uncharacterized. The coding region runs from base 360 to 830 and encodes 156 amino acids. The record is from RefSeq and is a predicted model, not a curated record. Lineage: Eukaryota; Viridiplantae; Streptophyta; Magnoliopsida; Rosales; Rosaceae. The transcript has 3 exons.
ACUGCCUCAAUUAACCCUCCUUCCACAAUUUAACCCCAAACCCACCACUCUGCUUCUACCAUCAAACCCAGAUCUGCUUCCAUUCCCCUUAAAGGAGUUCCGGGUUGGAAAGCAACACGCUGCAUACAUGAAAGACUGCUUUUAGCCUGAAAGGAGAUGAUAUAAAGAUCGAUGCUCUUAUAGCUAUUGGAUGUUCAUAUCUGAUUGUCUUUUUUGCACUAAAAGAUGAACGGGGUUGAGGGCAUAAGAAUCUAACUAUGGAACUAAGCUGCCAGCAUUGGAUGUGAACAUAAUUGAAUCUCAAUUUGAUGAAUAUGAAACAGGCACUGGUAUAAGCAGUACUCAAACACAGUAUUACAAUGAAGCCUAUUGAUCAAAGAGAGCGCACUGGGGGUCGUAGUGACAUUCACACUCGUCGCCUGAAGAACCGAGAAAGGCAACGUCGAUAUAGGGCUCGGAAGCGUCUUGAAGCAGAAUUGAAAAAUCCCAGCACUAUAAAGCCCUCAACUUCACCAAAUGUACAAGUACAACUUAAUGGAACUGUUAGCAAUUACACACCCCGUGUGUACUGCAAACGGAAUUGGAAAAAGGAUGCAAGGAGAGGUCAUGUUUCUAGGGAUCCUGAAGUUACAGCCAAUGCUUAUGUUGCCCCUACUUUGAUGUCAACCGGUGAGAGUCAAACUGUGUUUCUCGCUGGAACUACAGCAGAAGGAAAAUUUGAGAGUGAAACGUAUUCAGAAGUAUCUGUUGACCGAAAUAACAGUGAAAUGAAUAGACCUAAACUGGGGAGAAGAGAUUGGAAAGCUGAUGCAAGAAAGAAGAAAAACUGAAGCAGCUGACAGUCAACGGCCUAUUCUCCUAUUUUGAUGGAAUGGUAGUUUAUGGAUUCAGGUAGAGAUAACUCCUAGCCAUUCCAUCAAGGAUGGUAACAGUUGUCAUUGUCUGUGUAAAAUUUUCUGCUUCUGCUCUUACUGACAUCUUAGGAAUGGGGAAACUAUGCAGCUAAUUCCUUAGUUGGUGAAUGUUGAAUUGCAGAAAUGGAAGCCCAACAGUGCCAGAAAAUCACUCUUGGACGUAUGUAUUGUUUUAGUCAGAGAAUCAGGUCAGUAUUCUAAAGUAUCAAAAUGUAUGAGUAUUGUUGUUGAAGUAUUGUUAA